Molecule: messenger RNA, 3686 nt
Organism: Eufriesea mexicana
Lineage: Eukaryota; Metazoa; Arthropoda; Insecta; Hymenoptera; Apidae
Product: growth factor receptor-bound protein 14
Exons: 12
Coding region: 778-2913 (711 amino acids)
Source: RefSeq, a predicted model, not a curated record
AACUCGAGCGACGAACGCCUCCUUUUCCCGUCCAACCGACCAAACUUGCAUUUUACCGCGCGCGCACGCGUUCCUUUCAAUCGCUCCGAACUAACGCGUUCGCUUCCCAUCGCUUCCCACCCUCUUUCCUUCUCGCUUCGCUUUCAUGCUAUAUUCCUUUUUCUUCCUUCUCGUUUCUCUUCUUUCUACGUCACAUACUCUUUCCGUACGAUUCCCGGCGCUCGAGUGCACGCUACAUCUCGAGGGCACACACCGGCGUCGAAUCAAACGGACGACGUCGUUCUUCCGUUCGUGAGGCAACGGACACUCGGAUUGCGUGAUCGCUCGCCAUCGUCUCUCUCUCUCUCUCUCUCUCUCUCUCUCUCUGUUUGCCCAGCCACAUCGGCCAAAGCCCGAGAAUUGUAGAGAAAGAAGGUAAUUCGCCCGCGACAUCGCCUCCUUCGACCGAAUAAUCCACCACGGAUCGCGGACGUCUCGAUCGCGGACGUCUCGAUCGCGUAUAGUUAACAGUCGACACGAACGAUAGAUUCGGACUUCGUAAAACGAGAGAAAGGUCAAAGUCGAGUUCGACGCCGAUCAAGCAGACCGCCUCUAUACGGACUAACAUCGGACUCUACUACUAUUACCAUCGCUACUUCUACCACUAUUACUAGCCUACGAGAAAAACCGUCUAUCUCGAAUUAACGAGUUUCCGAGUUUACGAACCUUGUCGGAAUCACCGCGGCUAACGCAUCGCAUUUCUAUGGAAGAAAAUCGCAACGAACCAGAAUCGUCGACAUGGUAGGAAACGUUGCGUUUUCAAAUGCCAUUUACCGAGCUGCCGAUCACGAUCCUCCUAUAGACAUCCUUUUCCACCGCUUUGCGCACCUACACACUUCUUGCACGAAAAAACAACGAAUCGACGCGAUGGAAUCCGCGAAAACCCGCGAUGACCACGUUUCGAAUGACUUGCCACUAAUCACCAUGUCCUCGGUUACAAGGACGGCACCGGCAACGUCCAGUGUAACGAUAACAACGACGCCGCCGACAACCACGACGACGUCGUCGACCACUACGAUCGCAUCCGAGAGUUUGGACAUCGAAACGGACAACGAGCAAAGAAUUUACAGCGAUGCCUUCUUGAAUCGUUGUAAAGAACUCGCCAGCUACAACGACUCCGUCUGCGACGAGGAAGACUACGCCACCACUUGGUUCUCUCGAGUUCGACGACGAUGUUCCAACAUUCGUGUUUUAACAGAUUGGCUACCGAAUAUGUGUUCGUGCAUGGAGACCGGUACCACGUUUCUCAACCAAUCCACGGGGCACUAUCAACGGCUUAGUCCGAAGAGGAAUCUGUUGGAGUUUAUCCGGUCCAUGAAUAGAAUUCGUACGUCCGAAGGAUUCUCUCGGCAAGCGAACGAUAGCGAGGAAGACGAGGAGCAGAUGGAGGAACUACGCUUUUACUGUGACGAUGACACCUGCUACGAUAUAUUCGUUGAGAAGAAUCUUCGCGUGGUCGAUUUAUGCGAACUUCUCAAAGCGAAAAGAAGCAAGAUAGGGAUCGAUUGGUCGAUUGUUGAAACUUGGUCAGACUUGGGAAUAGAGCGUACAUUGGAAGAUCACGAAUACGUUUUGGCCGUGUACAAAGAGAUAAAAACGAUUCCCGUGAAGCGCGCACAAAAAUUCGUCUUCCGCCAAGAUUAUCUCAAGUACCAGUUUUUCUAUGACUCGGGGCAAUUCCUCUCCACCGAGAUGAUCAACGUUUCAGCCGUGUUCGCGGAAGACUGGGAUACUUUGGCGGAAGCAGAAACGGCGUUACGAAACUAUUUGGAAGAUGAAGGUAUAGAAUGCCCAGAGGUGUUCGGUUUAGCCUGGAUACAGAAUGGACGGUUGAACGUUUGGCGAAGAAUCCACUUGCUUCUUCGAGAUCGCAAGCUUUACCAAGCGAAAAAGGUGAAAAGCAAGCAAGCGUUCCCGUUCGCCCACUUGACGGAUUACAUGGUGUACAAGAUCGCGAACGCCAGGAAGAGAUACAGAGCGCCCUUCCCCUGGGGCAUCUGCCUGAGGCCAACCGGCAACGCUCGAGUCAAAAGCACGGAGUCUGCUGGAGAAGCCGGGUUCAAGGUCAUCGCUUUCCAUAGUGAAAAGUCUCGCGCCUGUUGGCUCACGGCCAUGAGACUCGCCAAGUACGGCAAGCAACUCAGGGAAAACUACAGAGCCUUUAAGAACAAACAGUGCGAACAGACCGACGGACCCAAGGAUCGAUACGUCAACUACAACGUAUCCAACGAAUCGGUACGAUCACGCGUGGCCAUGGAUUUCACCGGUAGCGUUGGAAGAAUCGUGGAAGACCCGAAGGAAGCGAAGAACAUCGCCGAAAGCGAAGGCGUGAACUGGCGGCGAACGUGGAGACCGUUCUCGAGACCACCACCUGGCUGCGCGGUGGUGAGAUUGCACGGACUGGACGACGGUAUACACGUUCUACAGCCGUGGUUUCACCGAGGGCUCAAGAGAGACAUCGCCGCGGCGAUCGUACGGGACCACGGUUCCGUUGACGGCGUGUUCCUGGUACGCGAGAGCAAGAGCAACCUAGGCGCUUACGUGCUCACCUACAAGUACAGCGAGAAGGUGUUUCACGCGCAGAUUCAACCCGUGUUCGACGAACGAUGCAACUGUUGGUUGUACACCCUCGACAAGGGCAUCACCCGGUUCUACGAUUUGCUGCAACUGAUCGAAUUUUACCAGCUGAACGCGGGCUGUCUGCCCACUCGUCUCACCCAUUACGUGCAAAACGGAGUGCCGGAGAUGCUUCCGCUUCCGGUACCCAUGUCGUUCCCGCACUCGGACGACGGAGACGGUUCGCCGUCACCGAUCGAACUGGAACAGCGAUUCGACGGGAACGCGAUCGACGCCGCCGGACACAAGAGCAUCUGAGAAUAGGAAUUCCAGCGGCCCGUCAGCGUCGACGAGCGUCUCGUCGCGGCCAAUUGUUCGCUCGACUACGACGACGCUUCUCGGACGAACGGAAUCGCCAACGAGAACCGGUCCGGCGACGCGAACGUUCGAUCCGCGCGAUCGGGUUGCUGGAGUCUGUGCCUGUGCAGCUACAGCAAAUGGAACCUGUAGCGCAGAUUUUCCAUAGCCCAACGGAGAAAAACGCGUCUCCUCGUGGUUAACUUUGACGAGGAUACAACGCGAAAAGUGGAAUAACGGAAAACGACGGCGGCGACAGAGGAGUAGGAGCAAGAGGAGGAGGAAGAGGAGGACGAAGAGGAGGAGAAGCAGGAAAAGAAAGUGGAAGGUAGAAGAAGGAGAAAGAAGGAAAAAGAUUGAUCGACGAAAACGCGACCGAUACGGCGACGAAAGCCGAGGAGACGAAAGUAUACGCGCACGCAUCGGGAUAUCGUCUCGAUCUCUCUUCACCGACUCUCUUCGUUUCUCCUUUCCGAAUCGGUCUCGCGCCUCGUAACGCGUUCCCUCGUCGCGUGCAACCGAUCUUUCGAAAAUCGGCUUUGAUAGCGGUUAAUCAAUCCCGAUUUCUCGAGUCGGUGCUUCGAGGAUACGGAACAGCGUAAUGUCCGAAACGGGAAGAGAAGCCGAAGAGAGCACGGGGAUGCAACGACGAUGGAACGACGAUAAGGAAGAUGCGGGCGCGCGCGAGCGUUUUCGGAACGAAUAUCCGCUAGAGAUCGCACUCGAUAGAGAAA